GAUCGGUCUUAAUCUCACUGUUAUAUUUAUUUUCCAGAGAACUCAACGCAGGUUUACUUUUUUGAGCUCGAAAUAGAUGAAUCUAUUCUUGAAACGGUAAAGAAACUUCUCUCAGAGCUGUCAGCCAUAGAUGUGUCUGAUGUGACUGUUUCUAACGUAAACGCCACAACAGGUACUCAAAACAACACAAGUGAAAUCUAUCAGAGAAAAAAAGCCAAAACAAAAAUAUAUAUUUAUUUUUAAAUGUGUUAAAGUGCUGCUGUUGAUAUGCAGGACAUAUUUAACAUUAAAAAUAAUCUCCAUGUUUAUUGGACUAACUGGGUUAUUUACUCAAUGGCAAGAAGAUUAGCAUAAGGAAAUAAAAUGAAUGGAGAUAAAGAGGUUAGAAAGAAGUUAGCCAAUGCUCAGUGAGGGACUCACAGAUACCUUACAUGAGGCCAAUGACAAGAUUAUAAGAAUAUUACUCAACAUUAGCAGAAUGGAAAGGGAUAUUGAAGCAUAAUGUCACACAAUCAAAAUUAAAAACGAAUUCCUGAAAUUGUUUUGUUUAAAACAGAAAAAGAAACUUUAAAACUGAUUUAGCACAUAGAUAACCUGCAAUCCAUCUUCCAACUAUGCCACGUGUAUUGUAUCAUGACAUUGUGUUAAAAAAUGGAAACUAAAAUGAUUUUUAUUUGCAAGAAGUAUACGGUUAUUAUCUCUGCCGUUCUUCUGAAACCUUGUAUCUUCAUAUUUCAAUCAUUUUUAUUAUUAAAUCGACUUUAUUAGUCACCCUUUGUUUGUCAUUGGGCUUUGCAAAUUGCUGAUCAGUCUUAAAAAGUGCUUGUCGACAUUGUUUUCUCAGUGUUGUUCAGUGUUUGUUCUUUGUCUCCUGAAAACCUUUUGGACAACCGAGGUUUCAGAAGAGCAGUGAUAAUAUUCAUUAUAUUAUAUAUACAGAAUAUAUAAAUAUUUUCCAUUGUAAAAACAACUCAAAAAUAAUGAAUUUAAAAAAAUAGCUAAAAAAUAUAUAUUUUGUGUGUAGUGUGUACGUGGAAUGGAAACAAAAAACACUGUUCAUGUGAAGAAGGGUACACGUGGAGUUCAGAUGCGUGCACCACACAUAAGUGCUGCAACACUGAAGACUGCACAGUCACAGAUACAAAUGAUGUCAUGUGUCAGUCUGAUAAAUCAGUGAGCAUCAACGGAUCGUCUACCAUGAAUUGGAACUACAAUGACUUAUUUGAUUCAGACAACCAAAAAACAGAUAAUUAUGAAGAUAUAACUGGUGUCAUAACCGACUGGCUCAAAGGAAAUUUCAGUGAACUGCCGUGGUUUGAUUCUUUGGUUAUCACAGGUUUCAGAUCAGGCAGUUUGAUCGUGAACUAUACGGUGCAGGUGCUCGGUCGCAUUAACCUCACGCAACUUGAAAACAUUGCCACUGGAUUCAAAGAAACUCAACUAGUAACAAAAGGACUCGUGACUAUCAGUGUCCCUCAAGAACAACCUGUUGCUAUUGGUUCAAGUCCAACGAUUACCUGUAAGAGUCAAGAGGACCUGGGAAGUGUGAAGUGGGUCUUGACGGACACACAGAAUAAAAAGACAGCGAUCACCAAUGGAGCAGAAGCUAAACUGAGCAAUGACACAUUCACAGACACUGUUCAUCUGAAUAGAAUUUCAGGAAGUUGGAAAGGACUGUUUACAUGCGAGUAUACCAAAGCUCCCAUAACGCACAUUGCAACUGAAAUGCUGGACAUUGCACUUUUGCCAGACAUACGUGCCAGUAGCACUCCCCAAUUUCCUGACUGUACCGAUACAACAAAACGGAUACAGAUUCGUUUUCAGUGUACCAUUAAAGUCAGCACAGAAAAUUACACUGUUAGCUGGAACAGCUCUGACUUCAAGGAUCUCAGAAGUACAUCAUCAGAGACCAAAGGAGACUCCAUCCAUUACAAUGCAGAAGCAACAGUUAUCUGUAAAGACAUUUUGAUUAAUGAACUGGCGAAUGUCACAUGCGUGUUCACAAACAAUAGAGCCAAAGUAAAUGGGAGCAUGAAUAAGAAGGAAGUGGCUUUGAAGAUUCCCAUCAUUUACAGUCACUCAAUAGUCUGUGACGCUGACAAUCUUUGGCCUAAAACUAAAAGUUCUUACACGGCUGUUCUGGUUUGUGACUCUGGUGUUGGUGAGAACAGGAGAAACUGCACUGACGGUCAAUGGGGAACUGCAAUCUCUUAUUGUGUGAAUCUGGGCCUGUAUGAUAUUCAUAAAGAUGUUGAGGAAAUUGGUAAAGGAUUGGGUUUUAUUCGUGAAAACGCAGACCGUCUCAUCUCUUCAUUAAAAACAAUCACAACAACCGACACGACUGUUAACUCCUUUGCAAAUAUAAACAUAUCUGUAGAUAUUCUGAAACAAAUGAAUCAAGUGUCUAUAAAUCAGUCGCAUAAAUGGAACGAAGCCUUCAUGCCUAAUUUUGUAUCAACUAUAAGCAAUGUGUUGAAUGACACACAAGCCUGGAAUCAAACACAAAAUGCCAACAGUUUAUCUGCAGAUUAUCUACAGACUGUUGAGAAGAUGAUAAAGAACUCAAACCUGUCCUCUGUUAAUCACACAAGUGUGAACGUCCACCUCGUGACCUGUAACCCCAACAACUGUACGUCCUUCAAUGUCAGCGUCAAUACUGAGCAGAACGUUGUAGUCGUUGCAUUUAAGAAUCUUGCAGAUAUUUUACCAAAAACCCUGAAAAAUGAGACCUGUGAUUCAGGAACCACCAUCUUAUCAGUGACCGCAGUAAAUGGCACCACGAGUGACCCUCUGAAGAUGACAUUUUUUGGUAUACUAAGGCGUCGUAACCAUGAAAUGUAUUGUGUUUACUGGGAUGAGAAUGAGAAUGAGUGGUCCAGUGAGGGUUGUACGUGGGGUGGCGCGUUUAAUCCGAUGUUCUGUAACUGUACACACAACUCUGCUUUCACCAUUUUAAUGUCCAAACAUCCGGUAAACCUCCCGUAUAUGGAGGAACUGACUUACGCUUGUUUAGGAGUUUCCAUCGUUUCUCUUGUGCUGUGUAUACUGAUCGAGUUUUUGGUUUGGGACACGGUUGUGAAAUCAAACAUCGCCAAUUUCCGCCACAUAGCCUUAGUGAACAUCUCCGUUUGGUUGCUUCUUGCAUAUUGUGCGUUUUUAGGAACAGCAGAACCAAAGAAAACCAACUCAAGCUGGUGCUUGAUACUGACCGUGGUGAAACAUUAUUGUUUCCUGGCCGUCUUCUUCUGGACAUUGUGCUUGAGUUUUCUUCUUCUUCACCAGCUCAUAUUUAUUUUUGAACAGCUACGGAAGAAGGUUUAUUUGGCAUUCUCAAUCACUCUUGGUUACGUGUGUCCUUUAGUGUGCGUGGCAGUGACCUUUAUUCAUUUCGACAACGGUGCGGUUGGUAAAUACUAUUCGAAUGAGGCUUGCUGGCUAACAUAUGAAUCUGGGUUAAACGGGUCCAUCUUUGCAUUCAUUUUUCCGGUUGGUACUAUUGUGAUUAUAAAUAUGUUCACGUUGUGUGUGGUCAUCAUGAAAAUCGUAACGCCUGCUGUGUCUGAGGCCAAAGCUCGAGAUGAGAAGGCUGUUGUAAAGGGCAUCAUUAAGACCAUAGUUUUCCUGAGCCCUAUCCUUGGAAUAACAUGGAUCUUUGGAUUUCUUGUGUUCUGGCUGGAUCUUACACAGAAGCCUUAUGCCCAGAUUGUGAAUUAUGCAUUUACAAUACUGAAUUCACUGCAGGGCUUUUUUAUUCUGCUAACAAACUGCUUUGGAGAGAAAAGGGUUCGAGAAGCACUUUCAAAGCGUUUCAGAGGCAAGCCAUCAGUGCAUUCAAAAAGUAACUACUCGACCAAAAUGACAUCAGUGAUAAAGAAGAAAUGAUUGGACAGAUUUUUAAGAUGGAAGACUAUUACAGAUUCAAUUCUGACGGAACUAUGUGUGCCUCUGGAGACAGAAUAUAUUGUCACAUGAGUAUCUCCAGGGCUGGAAAUGACAGAAAUUCCAGUGGGAGGACUCUAGUUGGAAAGAUUUUUCUCAUAAUAUUACAAUUAUUUCAUGUUUUUUCCACCUGUUUUCUAGAGUAUAUUAUGAGUGAUGAAACCUUUUACAAGAAAUGUGUCCAAGGGUUUAAAAAUAUUGUGUAGAAUGUUCUGGUUGGCUCGAUGAAAAUGAACAAUUCUUAAACACAUGUAAAGGUGAUUCCAAGUAAGGCAAAAGGAAACAGAUAACAAGAAGUUCUUAAAGUGUAUCGAACCUAAUGUAACAUCAAGACACUACAACACCAGAUAUUGCAUUUACAGUUUUGACCAGCAUGUGUCGCCAUUUGUGUUUUGUUGAGUGCAUGUUGAGAAGCAUGACCAUGUUUUUAAAGAGAUAGUUCACCACAAAUCUUUAAUUCUGUCAUGAAUAACUCUCUCUAGUUUUUGAAAACCUGUAUAUUUUUUGUUCUGUUGAACACAAAAGAAGAUAUUUUGAAGAAUGUAGGAAAGUAAACAGUUCUGGGGCACUUUUGCCAACCAUUGUCAAUUUUCCUACUAUAGUAGUCAAUGGGGUGCAAGAACUGUUUGGUUACAAGGAUUCGUCCAAAUAUCUUUCUCUGUGUUCAACCAAACAAAGACAUUUAUACAGAUUUGAAACAACUAGACAAUUCAUGAGAGAAUUUUCAUUUUUGGGUGAAGUGUCGCUUUAAAGAUGUGUUGUGCGCUUGUGUGUAAGGUUGUUGUCUCCGCUCAUUAUAAUCUCUAUACUAUGUUUAUUGAUUCAGUUCUGUAGUGUGAGUCAUCCAAAUCUUCAUUUCUCAAAAAGCAUCACUGUUUAACAUAUUUUUCAAAUGUCAUGUGUUAUUGUGAAUGAGGCUUAACACCCCAAAGUAUGAAAAAGUUACUAUUACUUCCUUAACUUUCUAAUUUCACUUGAAUUCAUUUGUAUAAUUAAGAAUGUCUGAUAUGAAAAAAAUGAACACACUAUUGAUACUUGCAAAUGUAUAAAACAUGACCAUGUACCCGAAUAAAGAUACUGUACUUCU
Messenger RNA from Triplophysa dalaica, 5026 nucleotides. RefSeq names its product adhesion G protein-coupled receptor F3a (gene adgrf3a). Lineage: Eukaryota; Metazoa; Chordata; Actinopteri; Cypriniformes; Nemacheilidae. Bases 1153 to 3882 code for a protein of 909 amino acids. Gene Ontology annotation, molecular function: G protein-coupled receptor activity. Gene Ontology annotation, biological process: cell surface receptor signaling pathway; G protein-coupled receptor signaling pathway. The record is from RefSeq and is a predicted model, not a curated record. Gene Ontology annotation, cellular component: membrane. The transcript has 14 exons.